Messenger RNA from Schistosoma rodhaini, 8344 nucleotides. NCBI's taxonomy places the organism in Eukaryota, Metazoa, Platyhelminthes, Trematoda, Strigeidida, Schistosomatidae. The record is from the annotation of a GenBank genome assembly.
AUGAUCACAUUUUGGGCCUUUCUGGUUCUAUGUUCUACUUCUCUGGAUACAUAUUUGAGUGAUAACAGAGUUUCUGUAACUUUGGUUCCAAAAUGGAAAAAUACACCUCUGUUAUCAGAAACCAGUGAAUAUGUUGCUCGUGAAUCAAACUCUGCAUUUUGGAGAUUUUUGGAUCUUAUUUCAAAGGACUUGGACUUCAUAAGGACAAAUCUUAUUCCUCCUGCAGAUGAUUACCUUUUGCUAUCUAAGAAUAGAUUGUUGGAGAAACGAGUUAAAGAGCUUGCCAUUCAGGCUAUUAGUGCUACUAGUUUAAAUAAUAGCUCUUUAGAAAUCCAUAAUCGGCUGUUUACUUUGUCCGUCUCAUCUAGAAUGUUUUCACCCACAGUUGAAAUGUCCCAUCAACUUGCUCUGACUGAUGCAAGUUAUUUGUUAAAUUGCUCACGUGAGACUGUUCUAUCUGAAUUAAAACGCCGAACCUCCGGAGUAGCUUGGGUUCUUGCCGGGUCAGAUGCCGUUUUUUCCAUUGACAAACUCAAAGAAUCUAUUGAGAAAGUUGUAGAUCCUAAUUCACAACCAACUUUAUUUCCACUUGAAAAAGUGUAUUCAUCACCAAAAGAUACUUCUAAUAACAUUCCUACAGUAAUUCUAUAUGGGGAUUUAAGUCAUCACGAAUUUUACUCAUGGCAUAGAAGUUUAAAAGCAUUGUCUGAUGAUGGUCUAUGUAAUUAUGCAUUCAGACAUUAUUUCCAGAACCGAGAUUUUAGUGAAACAAGUUUAAAUGGUUAUGGUGUAGAACUAGCUUUGAAAAGCACUGAAUAUAAAGCUAUGGAUGAUACAAAAUCAGAAGAAUCAGAUAAUGUAUCAUCAAAAGAAACGGAUAAAAUUGUUGAUGUACCAAUUGUUGCAGGAUUCAAUUUUACACAACUUCGAAAUAUUCAUCCAGAGUUAACUAAACAACUCAAUGAAUUUCAUAGUCAUUUAUUAACUACAGAUGAUGAAUUACGUCCAUUGAAAGCUUGGCAAUUUCGUGAUUUAAGCUUACAGGCUUGUCAAAUAGUUAUGGAUGGAUUUUUAUCAAAUAUGAAACAUGAAGGUUUUAUUGGGUCGUAUAUUAAUUUAGGCUUAUGGAGUUUACGUGAUAUCAGUCAAAAUUUACCAGCACGUGCGAGCCGUCUUGUCAAUGUAAAUGUUAAUUCAAGUCUUCGUACAGAGUCAAGUAAAAAUCAACACAUUCUAACUGGAACAUACGGUAUACAACCUGGUCAAAGUUUACUUCUUCUAAAUGGUAUUUUACUUUCACCUUCUGUUGAUAUAUUUGCUUUAUUGGAUGUUAUACGUCAAGAGUCUAAAAUGAUGACACAACUACAUGAUUUAGGCAUACCAGGUUCUAAUAUUUCACAGCUAAUCAUUGAAUAUGGUUCUUCUAGCGGUUCUGCUACCAAUAAAAAUGAUCCAAAUUUACCAGGUUCAAGACAUAGUAUAUCUAAUCAAUUUGUACUGGAUUUAUCCAAUGCACCAAUUAUUUAUAUAAAUAAUUUAGAAACUGAUCCAGCCUAUGCUUAUUGGCCAUCUUCUCUGCAUACAUUAUUCAAUUUUGAUUUUUCUGGUGGUCUACGUAGAAUACGUAAAAAUUUGUAUAAUGUUAUUCUGAUAAUUGAUCCCGUUUCAUUUGAAAGUCGUGAAAUGUUAAAAUUGACAGAAUCAUUUCUUCUUCAUAUGACCCCAGUACGUUUUGGUAUUAUCUGGGCAGUAAAUCCUAAAUUAAAUUCAACUAGUCUUAUAUUAACCCGUAUAUUUUCAUAUAUAUCAUCUACUAUAAUGAAUUCACAUGAAUCACCAUUUCCUGUUCAAAUCAAUGGUUUAGGAUCACCUGGUCCUAUGGCAGCAUUGUCAUUUUUAACAGAAAUUUAUGCUAAUGCUGAAAAAUCAAAUAGUGAAUUAAGUAUUGAUUUAAUUAAACGAAAAUUUGAGAAAUUAUUUCCAACCGCUGAUUCUGAUGAUAUAUUUACACCGGAAUCUGGUAAUAGUGAUUAUGAUAAGGAAGUUAAUUCCCACCAUGAAUUUCUUAUUCGUUCUGGACUCCAGUCAAUCAAGAAGAUUCCACUAAUACUUUUUAACGGAAUUAUAUUAGAUAAUGAUGGGAUUAAAAAAAUUGGUGGUUUCGAAGAUACUGUUGUUACUCUGUCCAUGGAAGAAUUAAUGCACGUACAGUCAGCUGUAUUUCAAGGUCAAUUGAGUAAUUCUCAGACAAUAUUUGAUUUAUAUCAAAAGACAGCAACUAUUGUUCCACGAUUUAAUGUACGAUUAUUAAAUAAAAAGAAGGAUAAUUCAAAUCAAGGACCUCUUAAUUCACCGAAGUACAUCAACUUCAAUGGAUAUUCUAUACCAAUGGGCAUAUCCGAUGAGAAUGUACUACCCACGUCACAGUUGCUAAAAUCUUUUAUGGACCAAAUGCGCUAUUUUCAAAAAGGAGAUUUAGAGGCAUCUAUUCGACCAGUUACAAUGUGGAUAGUUAUCGGUGAUUUGGAUCAAAUUCUCGAUUCAAAUCUACCUGAAGAAUAUCGUCUCCAACUUCAAAUGGAUUGCAAUUUAGCUCUAAAUGCAUUAACAUUUCUACGUAGCGCUCAUUCUACAAAAGGUUUACGUAUUGGUUUCGUAUAUAACCCAUUAAAAAUAACUAAAGAAGAAAAGAAAUCAACUGAUCAUUGGUUAACACGUGUACUUUAUCUUGUUGGUAAUCCAAUCAAUAUAACAUCACCAUUAUCUAAUCAACUGAAUAAUGAAAUAAUAGCAAAACGAAAAUAUGCUGAACAAAUGUCAGGACGUAAUUUUGCUAUACGUCUUAUCAAGGAAAUAUUGGAAUCAAUCAAAACUUCUAAACCUAUGAAAUCUUUAGAAGAACUUUUAGUUUCAGGCAUGGAUUCCAAACAGAUACAUGAUGCUAUUCAAUUAUUUGAUAGAAAUAGUUUUAUGCAAAUGCACUCAACUAUUGCCUGUCAGAUUAUUGGUCUGAAACCCGGUGAACGAGCUGUUGUUGUGAAUGGUAAAAUAGUCGGUCCAUUCGAACCAUUUGAAGAGUUUCUGUCUGAUGAUUUUCGUCUAGCAGAACGUUUAGCAUUAGAUAAUGGUGCUAAAGAGCUUGGUGAUAAACUGGAAAAAAUUUUAGACACAACAGCUGGAGCUCCUGAUAUUAUCUCUGAACUCACUUGGCAGUUAUCUUCAGUGCUCCAAUCAGGUAUUGAAGCUACCAGUUCAGUCAUAUCUGAGACGUCUUCCGUAGAUGGGAUCUCCGACAAAAGCCAAAAUGGACAUAGAAUAUUUCUUCAUGGUGUAUCAUACAAUCAUUCAGGUUUCAUUAUUCACGGAAAUAAAAAUGAACCAAAUUUUGAAUUAGUAGCUAUCAUAGAUCCGGCUUCUCGUGAUGCUCAACGUCUAUCUCAUAUACUGAUUGUACUACAGCGCUCUUUGCCAUGUACUGUAAAAGUUUUAUUCAAUCCAUCACCUUCGUUAUCUGAACUACCAGUGAAAAGUUUUUAUCGUUUCGUAUGGGAACCAUCAUUGUUUCCAGAAAAUGAAUCUAUACUCAAUCCAUCUGUUAUUGUACCUCGUGCUUAUUUUACUCACUUACCUGGUCAAUCUUUGCUUACAUUGGGAAUGGAUGAACCACAUGGUUGGAUGGUUGCUGCUAUUAAAGCUGUACAAGAUCUAGAUAAUCUACGCCUAGUUGAUUAUCACUCUACACAACAUUUAGUGGAAGCUGUUUUCGAAUUAGAAUAUCUGUUACUUGAAGGUCAUUGUAUGGAAGAGGGGAGUAUGAAACCUCCACGUGGACUUCAAUUUACGCUUGGUCCCACACCAACUACUAUUGAAUAUGAUACAAUUGUUAUGGCUAAUUUGGGUUACUUUCAACUCAAAGCCAAUCCUGGCGCUUGGCAUUUAAAUAUUCGUGCGGGAAAGUCACAAAAACUUUAUGAAAUAUCCGGCCAAGAACAUACUGAUACAUCUGUUAAUCCUAAAGAAAUUAUCACAUUGAUUAGUAAUUUCCGUUCUAAAAUCAUUGAAGUCUCUGUUAAUAAACGUGCCGAAUUUGCCAGUGAAAGUAUGUUAGACGACAGUUCUGAAGAAUCAAAUAAUUGGUUAAAUAAACAUUCAGAAGUUUGGUCCACAUUAUCGAAUUAUGCUGAUGAAUAUUGUCCUUCUUGGUUUAGUGGUCUAAAACAUUCAAUUGCAUCUCAUUUGCCUUGGCAUAAAUGUGCUUCAAAUCAAGAAACUAUCAACAUUUUCUCCGUUGCCUCUGGUCAUUUGUAUGAACGAUUAUUAAGAAUUAUGAUGUUAACUGUAAUACGACAUACCAAUUCCCCUGUGAAAUUUUGGUUCCUUAAAAACUAUCUUUCACCAACAUUUAAAGAUUUUAUACCAUAUAUGGCAACAGAAUAUGGUUUUGAAUAUGAAUUUGUUCAAUAUAAAUGGCCACGUUGGUUACAUGCUCAAACUGAGAAACAACGUAUUAUAUGGGGUUAUAAAAUUCUAUUCCUUGAUGUUCUAUUCCCAUUGAAUGUGACCAAAAUUAUAUUUGUGGAUGCUGAUCAAAUUGUUCGAGCGGAUCUAAAAGAAUUAGCCGAUCUGGAUUUAGAUGGUGCUCCAUACGGUUACACACCAUUUUGUGAUUCUCGUAAAGAAAUGGAUGGUUUCAGAUUUUGGAAACAAGGCUAUUGGGCUAAUCAUUUAGCUGGUCGACCAUAUCAUAUUUCAGCUUUAUAUGUUGUCGAUUUGACAAGAUUUCGUCGAUUAGCUGCUGGUGAUCGACUCCGUGGUCAAUAUCAUGGUCUAAGUCAGGAUCCAAAUAGUUUGUCUAAUCUAGAUCAAGAUUUACCUAAUAAUAUGAUUCAUCAGGUUCCAAUUAAAUCAUUACCUCAAGAAUGGUUAUGGUGUGAAACAUGGUGUUCUGAUGAAAGUUUAGCUAAAGCGAAAACUAUCGAUCUGUGUAAUAAUCCACGUACAAAAGAACCGAAGUUGACUGCAGCAAUGCGUAUCGCUCCGGAAUGGGUUGAUUAUGAUCGUGAAAUUAAAAAAUUGUGGAAACGUGUCUACGUCUCUCCUGAAAGCAGCAGCAGUAGUAGUAGUAGUGCAACUUCUGCUUCUGAAUUUUCUACAGUUUCAACCACUGCUGAACCUACACAUUUGAAAGAAAGUCCAGUAGAAGGCUCAAAAAUUGAUGAUGAUACAGUGAAAACGGAAUUGUAGGUAUUUGUUUUUAUCACCAGAUGUUUUUUGCUUCUGAUGACAUUCAUCCAACUAUAUAUUUCACCAACUAGCCAUAUGUAAAUUAAAACCUGUAUUUUCUUUGGCUGUGUGUAUGUCACUUUUCCUAAGUACUAUUGAAGAUAAGCUUUUUUUCAACUAUUCAUUUCUUUUUUACACCAAUUCAUUAAUUAUCUAUUUCAAGAGAAUCUUCUUCGAUUAUUGGCGAUUCUUGAUUCAUAAUCUCCUUCCUUUUGUCACUCGCUGCUUAUAUCAUUUUUCAUAGUCUUUGUAUUCACAUGAACUGUUGUGUUGCAUUCCUUUCUUCCUUCAAUACAAAGAAAAACAAGUUCUCAAACAAGAAAAUGCCCAUUUUUAUUGUACUAUGUACAGUCUGUAAUAAGCUCAUUGACAUGCAUAUAUAGUAUUUUUAUUGUUUUAAUUGUAUCAAUGUACUUUUUUGAAGUAUUAGUUAAACAUUGUAAACAAACUUAUAGUUUUAUGAAUUUGUUAUGGUAGAUACCAAUUGCGUUCGUUUAUUUAUUUAUUUAGACACAUAAACAUUGGUAUAUAGUGGUACCGAAGUAUACAUGUCACACACAUAUCAUUAAAUUUGUAUGUGGGCGGGAAUAUUGCUGGGCUGCUCAAACGAAAGUAGGUGAUUUUAUUAGGGAGCCAAUCCCCGUGCCUUUUACCUAGAGCUCUUAUACACAAUAGUGGAGCAACUUUAGGAGAUGCUAUUUUGUGGUAGACGAUAACCAAGAAUAAGUUCAUAUGCUAUUUGUUUCCUCAGUAUCCUGAAGUCCUCCUGCAAUAUUAGUUUGAGAUCAGAGUUUUCCAACUGCCUCCGUACUCACCAAUCCGGUUUAAGCACCGGACAUUCGAUUUUCGUCUUCUCGUUUUCGUAAGCGACACCGCCACAAGGAGGUAGUUACUAGGAUUUCUUUGAAAAUGGCUAUGCUCGCGUGGACAUAUGAAAUCAUGUUUAUAUAUAUGCAUGUACAAUGUUUAGCAUUUUCCAUUCAUUUAGUGAGUGAAUGCUACAUACAGGAGAAUAAUUUUCACUGAGGAUUACAAUUAGAGUUCUAGCUCUCAAAUUAUUUAUCGAUUGAUUUUCAUUCAACAAGUCGGCAUGUGCCACAUUCUCGUGGUCAUAGAGGAUAUAUGUAGUUAGCUUUAAAUAAAUAAAACUAAGCCCCUAUGAAAAACAAUACAUAUUUACAGCACCCAUUAGCUAAACAAAAAUGUUAGAAAUUGCACGUUUAAUGAACUUUGAAAAUAAGAUGGUUUCCUCACAUCUUGAUUGUUCACUCAAAAUUCAUCCCGUCACAAACAACCGACCAACAUUAGAAAAGCAAGUCAAAUGUAUUUUAUUGUUCAUGCUCAAAGAGUCAUGUAUUAUUAUCAGUAUAAAAUGUAAAACAACGACACUGUAUAAAAAGGUCUACACGGAUAUAGAAUUAAGACGUUUGUGUACAAAGCAUUUUUGUAAUUAAUCAAUUAUCAUUUAUAAAUGUCGGAAGUUAUCGCAGAGGUUUACUAAUCAGAUGAAAACUUACAAUUAGGAUAACAGUAGAAAUACCAAUGGCUUAUGGUAAUUGUCUUACAGCUAACAGGUGGGAUCCAGGACGCACAUUUCGUCCUAUUUCAAACUCGUCACCUAGGUGUACCUGCAUUGAUAUCCACACUGAAACUCUAGUCCACUGCCGAUCGUUCUGAAAACCCAAAGCGUUAUCUACUAAGCUACUAUUGUAGUGAACGAAAACUUGGUGGGGUUAAUCAAUUUAUUGUUAAAUGCAAAAUUAGAGUGCUUUCUUAAUAUAUGGAAACCACACAUUAAAUAUAGUUUGCACAUCUUACUUCAAUUAUCCUUUGCAUGUCUCACGAUUCUUUCAAUUCUGCAUUUAUUACAAUUACUCUCUGUUUUCCUUCCUGUUCUCUUCGAUUCAGUCCUCUGCUGGUAGGCAUUCCACUUCUGACUGGAAUGACUGAUAUGCUUGAUACGAGUUCACCCUACUCGGUAAAUGGAACGAAGGUCAGUGACACGAUAGGCUGAUUCUAAUCCGUUGUCCCCGAUUCUGCUAUCUAGAUCAAGAAGUCUUGAUGAGACGUAGAGAAUGUAUUCUACAAGCACUCAGAAAAUACGAGGUCGCUAAGCACGCAAAUCAAGCUUAUUUAUACAAUGAUAGAAACGCCCAUGGGAGCGCCACAAAAUAACGUACUGAAAAUAUUCGUCAACCAAUGACAGUUAAGGAUUUCCGAGUGGGAAAUGUAAGCUGUAUGUCAACUAAGCGUUUCUUGGCGCGAAAACAUAAAGUUCGAAUUUUCAGAAUAAAGUUACAAAAUGAGGAACUUUUUCCAAGUGAGUUCUGGGGAUCUAACUUCCUCAAUAGUAGCAUACUACUAAUAUCUGUCAACAUAAGUAGCAUACACCACACUAAGUCCACAUAUUAGCUUGUUCGAUGAAUGUGAAGACAAUAAUAGUGUUUUGUAAUUCACUAUUGCUUAUAUUAGGGACUACAAUUAUACAGUCUUUUAUGGAGAACAAGAACCGACCUAAAUUAUACAGCUAUUAAAAACGUAGUAGCUUCAGACGUCUGUUCUGUUCUAGUAUGGGACUCCUCUGCUGAGAAGUCAUUCAGUACUUCUAAACAAUCUCCGUUAGCAGAUGUCCAUUUUGAGCGAAAUUAACGCUACAUGCUGACAUAUGACAACAGAUUUGCUAGGAAAACUCAAAAUAAAACCCAAAUAAGUUGAAAUAAUAACCAUUUAUUUAAUAAUACGAAAACGUACUUAUAUAUUUACAAGGUCAAGGUCAAAAUAUUUAAUCGUACACAAAAUGAAACAAAAAAAAUACAUUUUCAACGAGGUCAUCAAAAACAUAAUUGAAAUUUUACUAUUGAUUAACAAAUGGAUCAGUGGUUCAGUGACUUUUUUACUUUCAACUGUCAGAUCAUAAUGUUGAACACGGUAACAAUGGUUAAGGCAAUCUGAUUGUAUCAGAUUUUAUUUCAUAUAGUUAAUAUUCUUCACUGCCAAGUUUAUAAACCUCGCUCGCGAAAUAAGUUAUAUUAAAGUAGUUAGACGAAUGAUCUUGUUACUG